AUGAAUCACCGAAAGAAAAGCAGCGAGUUCGCGAACUGGUCUCGCAUACAAGCUAGAAAUGAGCUACGGAUGCUCACUAGAAGGAUAGAUGCGGCCAAAAAGAAUGUCGAGCGCUUGGAAGCCCGCCAAAGUGCUCUCAUGGCCUUCUUGUCUGAUGGUCGGGAAAGGGUGCGUUCUGUGGAGGAAAGAGCUACUGAAGAGUUUGAAAAGUCCGAUGACUUCGUGACUGUUAAGGUUCCUGAGAUUGCCGAUAUUGCCAAAGAACUCAAUUCUGAUCAGAACGGUCAGGGCAUGAAAGCGAAUGGAACCGAAGUAGAAGUCAGACCUGAGGGUGUGAAGGCAGCCGAGACCGUCGCUUGCUUUCUUAGAUUGUCGAUCAAUCAGGGUGAAUGA
This is a messenger RNA of Aspergillus ibericus CBS 121593, 393 nucleotides long. RefSeq lists its product as uncharacterized. The record is from RefSeq and is a predicted model, not a curated record. Lineage: Eukaryota; Fungi; Ascomycota; Eurotiomycetes; Eurotiales; Aspergillaceae. The coding region runs from base 1 to 393 and encodes 130 amino acids. The transcript is spliced from 2 exons.